AAAAACUACCACAAACCCAUUCUACAUUUUUUGAUAAAAUUUAAAAAUCAAAAACCAAAAAUCGUUUUUUCAUCUUAAUUCAUUGGUCUGUGAUAAGUGAAUGUCAAGCUAAUCAAAUUUGUUAAAACAAAAAAACACUUCGUUAAUUAAACUCUAACAAAAAAUUAAAAUCCCAAAAAAAGAAAAACUUAAGUGCGGUUCCAGUUAAAUUUCCAAAUUUUUCAAAAAUUCUAACCGAUAAGUGAAAAUUCCAAAUCAACAAACAACAAAUUGUAGCCAAAAUAAUUAACCAAAAAUACAGCAAAUAAUCAGCCAAAGUGAAGUAGCUGGUAUUCAAAGCAAAUUGAGACCGUAAACCAACUCAACAUAGGAAAAACACAUUUUUACCAAAUAUUUAAAUAAAUACAAAACACCAAAAACCGCAUUGCAAAAAAAACUAUUACAAACACAUUUACACAUAUUGGUAUGUUGAUAAACCCUGAACUCUCUCGACAAGAACAACAAACACAUUUUAAUUAACUGCCCAAGUAAAAGUGCAAAUUAUCCAAAAACAAACCAAAAUAAUUCGGGGCAAAAGUUUAUUUAAACUUUAAUUUUUCCAAAAACAACAACAACUACUACAACAAAACUUAAAAUUUAUUUUGAAACACAGCACAACGAUAAUAUCGUGUAUUCGCAUACAUACGUCCAUCCUGUCCAGCCGUAACAUUUCGGGUUGGGUAUACACAAAUAAUUUUAUUGCCAUCGACGCGAGCACUUACCACUUUGUAAAACCACAACAUCCAGCGUGUACGGCCAGUAGUAGUCACAAGCGAAAGGGACACGUGUAACUUCGGCACACACAACCACCCGCUCGCCUGAUAUUCCACAGUCAUCAACAAUAAAACAUACAUGUUGAUCGCCUAGACUAGACCAGACCAGACCAAACCGAACCGAACCAUUUCACAUUAACCAAAAGCAUAACAUAGCGGCGGCAUACUAGUCAUCAUACGGCCUUAGCCACCAACACACAAGUAGCAACAACAAUUCAGCCAGCCAGCCAGCAUAGCCAUUAUACUGGCAGCUUUAACCGGCAAGAGGAUAUACAUUUAAUCCGUGUGGAAAUAUCUAGUAUAUGACAUACCUGGAACACAUUAACAUACGUGAACAUUAAAGUACUCACUUUGAUUGUAUGCAAAAAAGCCCAAACAAAAAAAAAAAAACUUAGACAACACAUACACACGAACUUGUGCACGACAAAGAGAACAAAGCGUUGUUGUAUUCAGUACUGUAACCUGACCGCAAAACAUCAAAAGCAUUACAAACUAAAAGGCAACAACAGCAAAAGCAACAGAAACAGAAACCAGGCAUUGUAGCAUAGCAUCCUCGUCAUCACCGUCACCGUCAUCAUCAACAGCAGUAGCAGCAGCAGCCGGAUUUCAUUCAUCUCUGCUAAACAAAGCUUAUACAUCCGCCAUUCAAGUGAAUCUAUUGAGAUAGACACACACACACACAUACGCGUACAUACAUACCAAUAAAACCAUAGAGGCAGUGAUACAAACAGAGAGAGGCCACACAUAAAUACACCUGGUCUAACUUCGUAAUAGUGUGAAUAAUCAUCAUCACCACCCAUAAACGAAUCAAACACGACAACUUAGUGACGAAGAGAGUGAUAGAGUGAGAGAGAGAGAGAGAGAGUGCAAGCAAAUCAUCGAGCAUCGAAAAGAAAACAACAAAGAAACUAAACCCUUUGCUAACCACCAAGUAAACGAGCUCAAACGCAAAGCAAAAAUGUUGGCAAUGCCCACACUGAUGAUGCCAGCCACAGCACAAAUGACGCUUAGCAGUCAACCACUAUCAGUUGGUGCUCCACACGCUAAACCGUACGAGACUAAAUUACUGGCCAUACAUCAGACGCAUAUUACUGCCCAACAACAGCAGCAGCAACAACAGCAAUCACAUCAGCAGGCUAGCAAUACCAAGCAGCAACAGCAGCAGCAACAACAACAGAUGUCGGCCAAUAGUCAACAACAGCAGCAACAACAAGCCGCCGCUGCUGUAGCUCAACAACAGGCCGUGCAACAACAGCAACAGGCUGCCCAACAACAUCAACAGCAGCAACAACAGGCCGCAGCUGCUGCCGCGGCAGCCGCAUGUAUUGCUCAACAGCAGGCUGUUGCAGUGGCCGCUGCUGCUGCCCAACAGCAACAAUAUCAAAUACAUUCGCAACAACAAUCACCACAGCAGACAUUGAGUGCAUCGCCCAAACAAGAACAAUUUCAUAUUUUUGUGGGUGAUCUAAGUUCAGAAAUUGAAACUCAACAGCUGCGUGAAGCAUUUACACCAUUUGGAGAAAUAUCCGAUUGUCGUGUGGUACGCGAUCCACAAACAUUGAAAUCAAAGGGUUAUGGCUUUGUGUCCUUUGUCAAAAAAUCGGAAGCCGAAAGUGCCAUAACGGCCAUGAACGGCCAAUGGUUGGGAUCUCGUUCAAUUAGAACCAACUGGGCCACCAGAAAACCCCCGGCGAGUAAAGAAAAUGUAAAACCCCUAACAUUCGAUGAAGUUUACAAUCAAAGUAGCCCCUCAAACUGUACCGUCUAUGUUGGUGGUGUCAAUAGUUCUCUCACCUCGUUGAGCGAAGAAAUAUUGCAAAAGACAUUUUCUCCCUACGGUUCAAUACAAGAGAUACGCGUAUUCAAGGAUAAGGGUUAUGCAUUUGUAAGAUUCUCUACAAAAGAGGCUGCCACCCAUGCAAUUGUUGGCGUUCACAAUACCGAGAUCAAUGCCCAACCUGUGAAAUGUUCUUGGGGUAAGGAGAGUGGUGAUCCCAACAAUGCCCAAUCAUUGGCCAGUCAGGCUCUGAAUCCAGCUGCUGCCGGAUUUCCCUAUGGCGUUGGAGCUGCAGCUGCCGCCGCUGCUGCCUAUGGACAACAGUUGGCAGCCACCGGCUGCUGGUAUUCACCAACUCCCACGUAUCCUGCUUCGUCGGCCACAGCUGCUGUAACACCUGCUGCCUCAGCUGCGGUACAAAAUCAAUUUCUGCAAGGUAUUCAAGGCUAUCACUUUGGGCAGUAUGGUGGUUAUCAGCAAGGCUAUAUGGGUAUGGGCGUCCAAAUACCCACAACUUGGCAAGGCGUUGCUACACAAGCCCAAAUAUCUCCUGCUCAACAGUUGGCGACGGCGGGUGUUGCCGGUGCUGCCAUACCUCAGGCAGCUGGUGUCGUAGCCUACCCCAUUCAGCAAUUCCAAGUUAGCCCCCAGUUACCAGAAGAUGAAUGGUUAGCAGCAAAUUUAUUAUGUUAGUUUACACAGUCGGUUAAGGAAGAGCAGGAAGAAGAAGAAGUAAAAAUUAAAUGCAGUUAUUUAAGAAAAAAAAUGAAACACAAAGAUACCAAACCCAAAAAAAAUAAUAAUAAUAUAUUCAUAGAAAAUAACAAGAAAUUAGAGAAAACAUUGUUAAACCAAAAAACCCAUACACACACUUACCUACAUAGACAAAAAUAAUGGAGAUGAAGAAAAAACAAAACAGAUAAAGCAGAAAUUAUAUAAAACUAAAAUAAAGCAAAGCAAAAAAGAAAUAGUUUAGAAAACAACUAGAAAUAACUAUUAUACAAUACCAAAAUAUACACAUACACACACAUUGAAACAAAUGUAGCUAAAAAAAAAAAACAAACAAGAAGAAUAUAUGAAUGAAAUCUUACCAACAAUAAAAAUCAUAAAUAGGGAAAUACCAAAUUUAAGUUAUGUUUUAAAAUGAAAAAAAAAAAAAAAAAAACAACAAUCAUUCACACACAUUCAUACAUAGUAUACGUAUACGUAUACUCCCAUAUACACAAUGACAGCAAUAACAAAAGAUCCAGUAAAGGAUAGAAAUAUAUAUAGAUGUAAUUCCCAUAAAAUCAACAUAAAUACAGAUGUAAUGUAAUGUGAGCAAACACACACACGCAUACAAACAUCUAAAAGAAAAAUAGAAUAAAAGUCGGUGGUAAUAAUACUUAUACACAUACACGUAAAACCCAUACAAUUAUACAUAAACAUAUAUAUAUAUAUUUAUAUAAAUAUUUAUAUAAGUAAUUUAGAUAUUAUAGUAUGAUUAAAAACAAUUUCCAUAUAGGGUGCUCCAAAAAUUAAUGAACAAAAAUGAAAGGUGUACUAGUGAUAGCUGACAGCGAAGGAUAUCGAAAAAAUUAUAUUACUUGGUUUUCGAUUUCGAAAUCUGUAUAAGGAAAACAUGGGUGUUUAACUACUGCAAAUGACCAAUUGGCAAAUUCUGGCAAUAGAGGACCUCGAAUUGGCGUAACCAUCUUUAUGUGAUAACUACAAUGGAAAUAAAUUCAGAUCUGUAAAACGGUAAGAAUCGUCUCAAUUAAUAGUAAUAAUGGGCGUAGAGAAAAUUUGUUCAUAUUUCAACAGUUCACAAUAAUUGGAUCUAAUAUUAUGGGGCUUUUGAAAAUUUCAUUGUGAAAUGAAGACAUCUCUAUGUAAAUUUAAUAACUUUUUACUUCAAAAUUUUAUAAAAAAUAUCGGUCCAAGGAUUUAAGUAAAAUUUUCGGCUCCUGAUGUGGGAUGGAAAAAUUCCACCUGAAAAAUAUAACAAUGCCAAAAAUAGAUUUUUUUUAGAUUCAUUGGAAUUAAAACGGGACAUAUUGCUUUUCGAAUAGUCCCCAUAUUUGCAUCAAUCCCAAUUUAAGUAUUUUUAUACCCUCUACCAUUCUAUGGAGGGUAACUUUGUCAUUCCGUGUGUAACUAUUCGAAAUGUUUAUACUAGACCCUAGAAGGUAUAUAUAUUCUGGAUUAGCGUGAAAUUCGAAGACGAUCUAGCGAUGUCCGUCUGUCUGUCUCUCCGUGUGUUGUAAUCACGCUAUCUUUCGAACGAAUUGAGAUAGAAGGCUAACAUUUUGCAUACAUUCAUAGUUUACCAGUAGGCAGGUUAAGUUCGUAAAUGAGCCAUGUCGGUCCACGUUCUCGUAUAACCCCCAUAUAACGGCACCUCCCGAUAUUCGGUAUUUUGAUUAUCUAAGCGAAAUUAUUCACCAGAGUUGUUUCAUACAGCCUAUGACAAGAAAUUUCGUAAGCAGGUCCACAUCUUCGUAUAGUCUCCAUAUAACAGUUUUCAUUUAAGUGGUAGUUUCCGAAAGCUUUUGAAAAAUUUUCAAGUUCCUUCCAAACGGUGGAGGGUAUUGCAAGGAAUAACCAUUAUAGUUGAAAACAAAACCUAAAAGAACCAUCUGUUUAUCAGAAGUUAGAACACCACUUCGUGGAACAUGUUCAACGUAGGUCUAUGUUUCAAUCUAGCGCUCCUGCAUAAAAUAAGCUACUGAUUUUAUUAAUGUCACGGAUUUUGGAGAUUUCAAAACUGAUAACGGAAGUGUUUUAAAAUUUAAGUGUUGGAACAAGAUCAAUGUGUCCCGAACUUUUGAAUUAUUUUAUAUAUUUCUAUUUUGGGGGCAAAACAACCGAUUACGGCCACUUUCUUCAACUUUCUGUGUCCCCGAACUUUUGAAUUAUUUUAUAUAUUUAUAUCUUGGGGAAAAACUACCGAUUACGGCUACUUUCUUCAACAUAUUAUCUCAGGAAAUCUUGUAGAUGUGCCGGAUUAUCGGCCUUUGAUAAUUAUAUCGUGAAAUCGGAGGGUGAACCGAUCAUAUUAAUUCAAAUACGCCAUCAUAAUAAAAAUAAGGAAGUUUACUCUACACUCAAUUGUUUUUUGUAGAAGCGUGAACACUCCUAUACGAAAAGUGAGAAUCGGAAUCACGAAGUUCGAACUAGAGUAAGAGAAACAAAUACAAAGAAAACUACCAGUACAGGCGAAAAUGCUUGUUUGCUUGUAACAAAAACAAGUAAAAAAGUAAUUAACUCGGCCAGACCGAACUUUGAUACCCUCUACCAUGGAAAAUAUGGUGUCAAAACGAGGAUCUAUAAAUUAAAAAAAUUGAAAAUUCCACCAGAAUACUGAGUAUAGAUUGGUGCUAUGGAAAUAAAACGAGGAACCUCAUUUUAUAACCAUAGUACGAGACGCAAGAGAUUUUUACACAUUUAAAUGCUGGAGUCCUCUAACGGUAGCUAUUUGUGGGCUUCCAGCCAAAUAUAAAGAAAGCACGCUUGAAUUCCAUCACGAAUAACUUUUUUUCUGGAAAAAUCUCACCAAAAUGCUUUUGUACGCUUCUAAACAAUAUAAUGAGCUGUCACUGGAAUAAUUUUAACAACUAUCAGACGAGUGGUUAGAAAUGACAGCAGUCUGAAGUUGGUUGCAGUUGUAUAUCAACAACUGUUUGAAAGGCAUUACAAACUUAAUUUAAAAAAAAUCAGAAACAAUUGGAAAGCAUUCAGUAUGCUGGACAUAGGGAGAAUACUGGUAUAUGGGGGAUAUACCACAAUGUGGACCUAUCCUAACUGUUUGUUGCAAGGCGGAUAAGAACCCGUUACCGCUUUGAAAAUUCCGUUCCGUUGAAAAUGUGCCGAAAGUCGUCAAACGCUUAAAAUGAGGUGUACCGUUAUAUGAGGCUAUUCCACAAUAAGAACCUAGCAAGGUCCAAAUAUUUUCUUUUUAAAAUUGUUCAUUUCACAUUUGCCUAUAUCAAGAAUUGAGUCCCAGGUCUCACAAGCCUAAAUAUGAACUGAUGGUGUAAAAAUUAAAUGUGUUAAAAUGCAAUAGAUAUUAUCAACCACCUUAGUGAGAAAUGAAGAUGAGAAAUUGUUUGCAAUGACAGAUGACUGAAUGAAAUCAAUUUAACCAACUGAAACGAAAAACUUUCUUAAAUCCUAAUGUCAGCUACCACUGCUCAUUUUUUCCUACGGCUUUCAUAUGUUUUUGUACAUUCACUUUUGUUGCACCCCAUAUAAAAAUAGUAUAUACAUAUGUAAACAGUUUCAAAUGAAACAAACGAAUAAUAAUUACCAAACAAACACAACCAGCUAUGAAAAAUUAAUUAAAAAACAAUCAACAUUCCAUCGAAUGAUAUUAAUAAUUAAUAUUAUGAUUAUUAUAACCUAACGGCGAUUAUGAUGAUAAUGACGAUGAAAGCCCAUACAAUUCUGGUAGUUGGCAAUGCAUUUUAAAGGAUAUUAGGAAAAAAAGGAACACACAAGCACAACAAGAGCAGCAACGGUAAAAAUAGUCAUUAAGCAAAAAUCAAAAGAACAUUGACAACAAAAUAAGCUAGAAAAUGAACAACAACAACAGAAGCAGCAGCAGAAGCAAACCGGCAACAGCAACACAAAUGUCCGCAUAAUUAUUUAAGUUAAGCAUAAAUACAUUCAUACCUAUAUGUUUUAUAGAACACUACAUAUACAACAAACAUAGGCAUACCACAUACUCUCAUACAUACAUAUAUAUAAAUAUGAAUGAAGAAAUGGCAAAAUAAGAGAAAAAUCGAAUAGCAAAGUAAAACAUAGGCAAUUGAUGAUUAGAUGAUUUGUACGUUUAGUUAAGUUGGAUAAGAUACAGAAAAAAAAACAAAACAAAGAAAAUAGUAAAUAAUUAAUGAUAGUGGUAAUGAUACUACAAUAGAAUAAUCUACAAAUAAAUAAAACGGAAAUUUAUAUUAUAGCAAAAUACAAAAAUACAUAUAUUUCUAGGCAUAUGCAUACAUAUAAAUAUACAUAGAAUAUAAUAUAUAAUAUUGAUAUGACUAAAUUAAAAUGUAAUAAGUAUAAAAAGAAAAUAAAAUAAAAGAGAAAACCAACACACACAAAUACCCUUAAAAUAUAGAUAUUAUGUACACAGAUACCACAAUACAUAGCCUAUAUGUAAAAAAAAAAUAAAAACAAGAAAUGCAAAAACAAAAAAAACAUUACAACAUAGAUGAAAAUCAAAACAGUAUAAAAGUAAAAAAUAUACCCAAAAUAUAUAUACAAAAAUGGUUUAAAAUAUACCUACAAAAUACAUAGGCACCUAUUAUUAUAAAUGUUUGUACAGAAAUAUAUCUUAAAAAUGAAAGCAAAGAAAACAAAAACCAAAUAAAUAAACUAGAAAUAAAAAAAACAAUCACAUGAAAAAAAAAUCCCCAACUAUCCAUGUUUAUUGCCAGAACCAUGGCUGCUGUAAUAUUAAAAGGGAGUUGGUAUGUUUUAGUUAAUGCUGGGUUAAUACGAUAUCUCUGGGGGGAGUUGUUUUAGUUUUUCGAUUUUAAAAACUUCUAUUCCAUAGAUGGGAGUUGUUUUCGAUGAUGUUCAAACCUUCGUAAUGAAAACCAUUAAACCAUUGAAAUAGUUCGGUAUGAAGUACUACUUUCUCUGCUUCUGCAAAUGGAGUCAUGAAAUUAACAUUCUGUUCAUAUUUUCAACAACAUCCGAAUUGCAUGGAAAUCACCGCUUUUAUAUAUCCUCAGUCAUAUACGGUCAAACGUGCCUAGUCGAAAUAACGAUUUUAGACAAUAGGUCUCUUUGGGCCAAAUCCGUUUCAGGACAGUUGGUGUCGAUCUAGUCCGUCCGUCUGUCUGGCUGGUUGGCUGGUGCACACCAUAACUCUCGAAGGGAGUAUCCGAUUUGAUCCAAACUUGGUACAUCGUAAUAAUUUUGUCAAACCUAGAUCGAGUUCAGAGAUGGGCAAUAUCGGUCCACUCCAUCUGGUACCUCCCCCACAAAAGAUCGAAAUUCUCAAAAAAAUAUAUUUUCUGCACAGAAAGGGAUAUGAUAAUCCUAUUUUGCUCCAUCUUUCCAAAUCCUAAUAUUUGACUCAGUUCUCGGUCAGGUGUGAAAUUUGACAAUAUCAGUUCACUCCAUCAAGUACCUCCCCUAACAAAGGGUCACAAAUUUUAAUAAUUACAACUCUUAUAAAAUGUGAUGUAAGAGUCCGAUUGUCUUCAAAUUUCACACAUCCCAAUAUUUUUAUUAACCCAAGUUCUGGUGUUAAGAUGGAAUAACCACUCGUCCACUCGUUCUGGUACCUCCCCAACAAAAGGUCGAUAUUUUCAAGAAAAAAAUAUUUUCUAUACAGAAAGAGAAGCAAUAGUCCAAUUUUGCUCCAAAAUUUCAUAUCCUAAUAUUCGACUCAGUUCUCGGUCAGGUGCAAAAAUGUAUAAUAUCGGUCCACUCCAUCAAGUGCUUUCCCCACAAAGGGUCAAAACUUGGAAUAAUUAUAAAUCUUGUAAAAUGUGAUGUGGGAAUCCGAUUGUCUAAAAAAUUUCACACAUCCCAAUAUUUUUUUAUGAACUCAAGAUCAGAUAUUAAGAUGGAAUAUAUCUGUUGAUUUGUCGUGAAGGUGAUAUAAAGGGUUACAAUUUCCAAUACUUAUAUUGGUCAUAACUUGCGAAACAAGUCGUAGAUUCUUUACAACUUGCUAUAUCUAAAUAUUUUUCUUUACCAGAAGCCCGAUAUGGAUAUGGCAUAAAAUUUGAUAUUUUUUGAUCCGAUUUCGAUUUCUUAAAAAUUUUACGCAUACCAAUAUUUUUAGCUGUAUUAGAUGAAGUAUGAAAAUGGAAUACUUCGGCCCGCUAUAUCUGUUACCUCUCGCACAUUUCUAAAGGAAGACAUUCACUUUCCCGAAGUAAAAAAAAGAAUGUGGACGUGCAAAAUAGAGAACAUCUAAGUGAACAAAUCUCUUGUUCGGCAACCCACUAUUUGACGAACAAUUAAAUAGAGCAACAAUAAAAUUUGGUUAUUGGUGUUCAUUUUCAAAAUACCAUGUAUAAAUCCAAUUUCGAGUUUUCAGUAAAUUGUCGUUUGCCAAAAACUAUGCAUUUAAAAGUAUUUUCUCAACCUUAACUGGUUGCAGAGACAAAUAGAAUUUUCCUAGCCAAAGCAAGACAUUGCCUCCUCUCAAAACCAGAGAUAAGGCGGUGGCAUAUAUCAUAAUUUUACCGCUUGAUCUUACAUUACUCUGUUUUCCAAUUCAAUAUUCGUUAUGUUAAGAAUUAUUCAUUUUCUAAGUCGACGUUUUUCAAUAAUACGUCCUUAAAAAUACAUUAUAAAUUGAUGCUAGGGAAAAUCUGUCCAAUCGGGGAAAUCGGACUGAAUCGUUUUCCUAUGAUGAGGGAUUUUAAGCUUUUGAAAGUUUGUGGUCACAUUUUCCAGCGAUUUGAUAUUCAUACCUGAAUUAUUCAUAUUUUUAUAUAUUUCAGAGAAAUUCUAAACAAGUUCCAGCCCCGAUAUAACGGUACACUUUAUUAAUAUAUAUUAUUGUAAGAUAAUUGACAGGAAUUUUUUUCUUUUGCAACAUUCCUUUGCAAUUUGGCGAGGAAAUACUAAAAUCUUGUUCUUUUUUAAUCUCAACAAUGCAGUAGAAUAUAAUAUAUUAACAAAAUUUGGGUUCGAUUUCAAAAAAAAGUCAUAAACUCCCUCCGUGAUUCGAUUUUAUCAAAUAUUGAGAAAGCCAUUUUAUACUUUAAAUGUAAGAAUUGGAGAAGGUGGUUCAGCCUGAAUGUUCAUUGGUAGUACCCCUGCUGUUUCAUAAUACUCAUUCUAAAUUGGAAAAAGAGAAGAGAUUGAGGCAAAAUAAGGGAAUUAAAUGGUAGGCUUCGUGGCUACUUUAAGAAUUACUGCAGUCUCUGUGAGAUUUAAGGGAGAUCAUGUAUUAUUUGCUCUCCCACGAGCCACAAGUCAUUGAUGAGAGUUGGACGGUGGUAGGGCAAGUGUUCGACUGUCUCAAUUCUCUCCAGCAAUCAAUAACGCCGCAACUUCAUUGGCUCUGUCGCUGCAUUGAACGGUGAUGAUACCUACCACAAGUUUAAAGUCAGGUUUCACCAUGGGACGAUUAAAAAAUUAUUUCUAUUUGAUGUGUUCAAGUGUUUGGCAUUGAAAUCUGGUGCAAAAUCUAAAACUAAACGUAAAGGGUGAGACAUUGUAAAUAGAUCGAAUUUCUUUCAUACACUUAGAUGCCAAAUACAGCCAUGAGAUACACCUGUGAAUUUAUGGUAAACUUUGAAGCCGCUGUGUAAUAUUUUAGGUCCACCGAACAAAUGAUUGGUUAAAAAAGAAUGGGACAAAAGUUGUAUAAAAUUAUGAUGGAGAAACACAAAAAAAAAAAAAAAAUUGGUCAUUUGAUAAUCGAUUUCGCAUGAUAAAUCGGUUAAAAAAGAUUGGGACAAAAUAUGGAGAAUAAUAUGACGGAAAUUUUUCAAAAAAAAAAAAAAAAAAAUCAUCGAAUCCGCGUGAUCUAAUAUUUGUACUGAAAAUGUUCUUAUAAGAAACGAAAAAGGAAUAUAUUGACAUUUUCAGAAAGGUCUUAGAGUUAUUCUUGCAUGUGCUAAGGUAUACACAGUAUGUAUUCCCGUAAAAAUAAUUAUAGAUUUUAUCUUUUCUACUGCAAGAUGUUGGUAUAAAGAACACCAGAGAUCCUCUCAAUAACGGAAUCUCUCAAUAUUUUUUUUGUUUUCAAAAGAUUUAUGUAUUUAUAAUUACUACUUAAGACGAUGCGUUGUUUUUAGGCCCGACGAAUUUUAUUCAUUCAAGUGAUAUAAUCUAAAUAUUUGUUCUUCAUAUUUCCUUUAAGGAAAUAUGAAGAACAAAUAAAUAAAUAAAAUUUUUCACAAAAUUUAAAACUUUAUUUAGAUUAUGGAAUAACAUUACCCAAUAAAACAGACUUGACAAUGUUAAUUCGUGGCGUAUAAGUUAUGUGAACAUUUAUUUGCAUGUUAACCAUACGCCCCAUGUAGCCCUUAUAAAUUCUUAUUAACCAGCAUUAAACAAAACAUUCUUGUCACAAAAUCUUAAGAGAAACAAACAUGCCCAACAAAUAAACAACAACAACAAAAACUAGAAAAUCAAUUUCCAGCAUUAAAAUCUUGUGUUUGUUGGUUGUCAUAUUUUUAUAAAAUUUUUAUUUUCAUUUCUUUAGUUCACUGCCACUAUAGAAACUUUUUUAUUUUUAUAAGAAUUUUUAUAAAAAAAAAGAUAUGAAAACAACAAAAAUACAAAAAAUGUAAAACUCGAUGAACAUACAUCUUUUAUAUGCAUACAAAAAAAAAAAAAAAAAAACAAACAAAAUAAGUCUAUUAAAAAUACGGAUUAAUUUGCUUCCUUAAAAUUUCAUAUGGUAUAUUGUUUUGUUAAAGAUUUAGGCCAAAUGAAAACUAAAGAAAUCGCAAAAAAAGAAACUAUAUAAUUCUGUUGGAAAAACCUAUAAUUUUAAAUUACGAAUGGAAGAACAUAAAGAAAGAGUGCUACAUAAAUGUGUUAAAAUUAAAAAAAAAAAUAAAAAAAGGAUAAAAUUAGUUUUAGUGGAGAAAAAAAAAAUAGUCACACAAUAUAAAUAAAACUACAACUUGAAAAUAUAUUAUUUGAACAAAUACAUAUACAAAUAAUUUGUGGAAUACCAGAAAAAAUAACAAAUAAAUAAAUCAGCAUUAAAAUGAAAUGAAUUAUAUAUUAUUGUAAAAAAAAAAUACCGUAAGGCAUAAAGUGUUAUCACAAAUUACAGCUGAUGCAGAUGAAAAAAAAAACACAAACAACAACUACACUUAACUACUUGUGUGUGUAUGUUACCAAAAAAACUUAAACUCCCUCCUAUCGCGAGGACUACAAAAUAAACGUAUAAAAAUAUACCAAAUAUUUAGCCUAAACUAGUUUUAGUACCACAAAAAUAAAAACCUAAAAAACAAAACUAAAAUAUAAAUAGAAAAAAAAAAAUACCAAAUAAUAAAUGUGUUUUAAAACAAAAAAAAAA
Messenger RNA from Musca domestica (house fly), 12583 nucleotides. RefSeq names its product cytotoxic granule associated RNA binding protein TIA1-like. Gene Ontology annotation, molecular function: RNA binding. Bases 1771 to 3282 code for a protein of 503 amino acids. The record is from RefSeq and is a predicted model, not a curated record. The transcript is spliced from 8 exons. Lineage: Eukaryota; Metazoa; Arthropoda; Insecta; Diptera; Muscidae.